Molecule: messenger RNA, 2094 nt
Organism: Talaromyces amestolkiae
Lineage: Eukaryota; Fungi; Ascomycota; Eurotiomycetes; Eurotiales; Trichocomaceae
Exons: 3
Coding region: 1-2094 (697 amino acids)
Biological process (GO): microtubule-based movement
Molecular function (GO): microtubule binding; ATP binding; microtubule motor activity
Source: RefSeq, a predicted model, not a curated record
AUGAGCAAAUUGUCCCUGUCGGAACCCAAGGAUACCCCAAUUGAACAAGCCACGCUAGCAAACAAAGCGCGCAAGAUCCCCUUGCCCUCUGGGAAUACAAGAGUACCCCUACGCCAGGCAAAAUCUACGUGCCAAUUGACAUAUACCCCACCCCGUCGCAAGCCCAAGUCUCUUCAAAAAACACCAUCUGCUAUAGUACCGUUUCUAACCAAGUCUUCUCAAUUAAAAGCCUGGGAACAUGACACUAGGCUGCAGGAACUCGAAACCUUCGCGGACACAUUUUUCAGCAAGAUAUCACAAGUCGGCCAGAACAGUGAUGUUAUGAAGGAUGCGAUCAAUCUGUACAAAUCACGAGUGGAGGAGCUCGAAAAGAACCGGGACGAAAUUAUGGCCAACAAUUGCACGCUUCGUAUUGAGAUGGAAUCGAUGAAAAAUAAACUUUCAACCGCCGAGGAAGCACUCAAAAUCGCAGAAACUGAACAUGAGAUCGCCACGGACGAACACGAGCAACGUUUGCGCAUUGAGACUGAUGCUGUACGCGAGGAAGGUCAGACGCAAUUGCAAAAUUUGAUCUCUCAACAUCAAAACGAAAUCGAGGACCUACGACGGCGCCAUGAGAGAGAGCUUGACAACGAACGCAGUACUUACCAACGAGAAAUCAGCCAAGUAACAUCCCAGAGCGCCCUCGACACGCAAAAGGUUCAUUUGGAAGUGGCGAACAGAGACAGGCAGAUUGAAGCUCUUCAGCGUGACUUGCGCACCGCGCGUGAUGAUAUCGAGGCCGAGAAAUUGAAGAACCGGGAACUACGUCGGAACCUGGAUACCUCUAGUAGCAAUACUUUGACGUUGGAGUCCUCAGUUCGCGCCUUGAAAGCAAGGAUUGAAUUCUUGGAAUCCGGAAGUCAAGAACAAUCUCAAGCGUUCGAACGCCUUCAGAAACAAUUAGAAGAUGCUCUUGCUGAGACGAAUGAGGCGAAAGAGAAGCUACGUAAGGAAGAGAUGCUUCGACGCAAACUACACAAUCAGGUGCAAGAGUUGAAGGGUAAUAUUCGUGUCUUCUGUCGUGUUCGGCCAACUCUCAAUUUUGAGCCGGAAUCUGAUAUUGCUCAAAUCGCGUUUCCCGACGGUGGAGAAGACUGCAAGGAGAUUGCAGUGAUGGGACCUGAAGAGAGAAGCAGUUUGGGAACGGUGUCUCGAAAACAAAACGCAUUCUCCUUUGAUCGUGUCUUUGGGCCUGGUAACCAAAACGCCGACGUGUUUGAAGAAAUCAGCCAACUGGUUCAAAGCGCUCUAGACGGCUACAAUGUCUGCAUUUUCUGCUAUGGGCAGACUGGUAGUGGAAAGACACACACAAUGUCGUCUGCAGAUGGCAUGAUUCCGCGUGCAGUACACCAGAUUUACGAUACCGCAAAAAGCUUGGAAGAAAAAGGAUGGACCUAUACCAUGGAGGGCAACUUUGUUGAAGUUUACAAUGAAAACUUGAAUGAUCUUCUCGGAAAGGCCGAUGAUUUGGAUAAGAAGAAACAUGAAAUUCGGCACGACAUGCAGAGGUGCAAAACGACCAUUACGGAUGUCAAUACGGUCACACUCGAUUCCCCCGAGAUGGUUGAGACCAUUCUCAAGCGAGCUGCUGCCAAUCGCUCUGUCGCAGCAACGAAGGCAAAUGAAAGAUCCUCCAGGUCACAUUCUGUCUUUAUUCUGCGACUGAUGGGUCACAACAAGAUAACUGGAGAGCGGUGUGAAGGAACCCUCAACCUGGUUGAUCUUGCUGGUAGUGAACGACUAAGUCACAGCGGUGCAACUGGCGAUCGUCUGAAGGAGACCCAAAACAUUAAUCGAAGCCUAAGCUGCCUAGGAGAUGUUAUCGGUGCUUUAGGCACAGGCAAGGAAGGUGGACACAUUCCAUAUAGAAACAGCAAGCUUACAUAUCUGUUACAAUUCUCGUUGGGUGGCAACUCUAAGACGCUGAUGUUCGUCAUGGUCAGUCCCCUGCAGGCACAUCUCGGGGAGACCUUGACGAGUCUUAAGUUUGCAACGAAAGUACAUAAUACGCACAUUGGGACGGCAAAACGUGUCUCAAAGAUACAGAAUUAA